AUGUCUCGCAUUAACAUGUUGAUGCUGUUGGUGGCCGUUGCUGUGGCCUUGCCUUACCCUCAAGACGCUGCUUCUCCCGCCGAUCCUACCCCAGUUGUUCCAGGUGCGGAUGGUUUAACAGCUGACCUUCGUCAUCACCAUGGCCACAACAGCGGCGGAUAUGGGGCCGGAUACAACCAAGGAUACGGCGGAUAUAAUCAAGGAUACGGCGGAUACAACCAGCAGGGAUAUGGCGGAUACAACCAGGGAUAUGGAAACAACAGCGUGCUGAUCGUGAUGGUCUUUAUCAACUUUGCCACUGGCGCUACUAAUAAUCUAAACAAACAACGAUUUGCGACCCAACUAGGAUCUGACGUUUCCGGCAAUGUGCAGAAUUCUGCGGAUCGAGGCCAACAGCGGUCACCACCAGCGUUUCAGCCAGUUGUAGCUGAAACGAGUCUACCUCUGACUACUCGCGGUCCAGUUCAGCCUCGUCCUCCUCCCGGUUCAAUCCCCAAUCUCCCACCCAUAGCUGAAACACCUCGACCAACUUAUCUUCUAACAACUUCACAAAAACCAACACCGGGCAUUAACUACCCCCCAACAAAUCCAGUGAUUGCAGAGGCUCCAGCGAGUGAACCAGAAGUCACGACUGACGUGCUUUAA
Molecule: messenger RNA, 645 nt
Organism: Daphnia pulex (common water flea)
Lineage: Eukaryota; Metazoa; Arthropoda; Branchiopoda; Diplostraca; Daphniidae
Product: heterogeneous nuclear ribonucleoprotein U-like protein 1
Exons: 4
Coding region: 1-645 (214 amino acids)
Source: RefSeq, a predicted model, not a curated record